GCGGAAUCCGAAAUGGUUGAGCUUCCGGGUCAAAUAAUCCAAGUGCUGGAGCGGGUAUUCGGGUUUUCAAGAAGAUGUUUGUUCCGGGUCAUAUCAACGGGUCCUCUGCCCACUCACCUCGCCUUCAUCAUGGAUGGUAACCGGAGGUACGCAAAGAAGCUCGGUCUACAAGACGGGUCUGGUCACAAAGCCGGCUUCUCCUCCCUCAUGUCGAUGCUACAGUACUGCUACGAGCUUGGGAUCAAGUACGUGACCAUAUACGCGUUUAGCAUAGAUAACUUCAGGAGACGCCCUGAAGAGGUACAGUCUCUGAUGGAUCUGAUGCUUGAAAAAAUCAAGUCUUUGCUCGAGAAGGAGAGCAUCGUGCAUCAAUACGGUGUACGAGUGUAUUUCAUCGGGAACUUGGCGCUUCUCAGCGACCAAGUGAGAGCUGCUGCUGAGGAAGUCAUGAAGGCAACGGCUAAGAAUAGCCGCGUGGUGCUUCUUGUCUGCGUUGCUUAUAACUCGACGGAUGAGAUCUUACAAGCUGUUAAGAGAUCUUGUGUGAGCAAGUUAGCUGAUGUUGAACACUCGAAAGAGAGGAUACGGUUGGUGGAUAUUGAGGAGAAUAUGCAGAUGAGCGUGGCGCCGGAUCCUGAUGUACUGAUCCGGAGCUCAGGGGAGACGAGGCUGAGCAACUUUCUUCUGUGGCAAACAGGUAACUCUCAGCUCUUGUCUCCGGAUGCUCUGUGGCCUGAGAUUGGGCUGAGGCAUUUGGUCUGGGCUGUAUUGAACUUCCAGAGAAACCAUUCAUACUUGGAGAAGAAGAAGAAACAAUUUGGCUUAUGUAGAGGAAAGCGAAGCGACCAAAUUGAAAGCAUACGCAGAGGAAACGUUUCUCAAACCCUAGCCGUCAUUUACUCCAAGUUUCAAAGGAGUAAUUGCACGCUUGCUGAGGGAGCCAUGGAGAAGUGUUCUACCAUUCGUUCAGUUAUUGAUGAAGACAUGAAUAAUUCAGUUGAUACAUCGAAGUGGAAGAAAGUACGAGCUAGUGAUGCUGGAAUUAGAAAUUCAAUGGUUCCGGAUUCUCCUAUGAAUGUCUUGAGACUUCUCAGACGUCAAGGUUUCGAUGCAUACCUUGUGGGUGGAUGUGUGAGGGAUUUGUUACUCCAUAGGGCGCCAAAGGACUAUGAUGUGAUCACUACAGCUAAUCUUAAGCAGAUCCGGAAGCUGUUUCAUCGAGCUCAGGUUAUUGGGAAACGGUUUCCUAUUUGUCAUGUGUGGAUGGGAGGUUCGAUAAUUGAGGUGUCAAGUUUUGAUACAGUGGCGCAAAGUGACAGCGAACCUGAGAAUGAUUUGGGGAAAUCUGGUGUUACGGAGGCAAACAAGAGUAGCAGCAGCCUCUUCAAAAUGUAUUCUGGUUGGGAUGUAAAAGACUGCAGUCGCUGGAGGAAUAGCUUGCAACGAGAUUUCACAGUUAACAGUUUGUUUUAUGAUCCUUUUGAGUUCAAAGUUUAUGACUACAACAAUGGAAUGGAAGACUUGAAGGAUCUAAAGCUACGUUCACUUCGCCCUGCACAUUUGUCUUUCAGUGAAGAUUCCGCUAGAAUUCUCAGGGGGUUAAGAAUUGCAGCUCGAUUAGGUCUAUCGAUUUCAGAGGAUAUUGAGACUGCGAUACCUGAAUUUAUAUCCUCCGUUGCGAAUUUGGGACCGUUUAGAAUAAUCUUGGAGAUGAAUUAUAUGCUUGCGUAUGGAGCUGCUGCACCUUCCAUCCUUCUUCUCAUGAAGUACAAACUACUUCAUGUUUUGCUUCCUUUUCAGGCAGCUUACCUGGAUCAAGCUAGUAAAGUAUCUCUACCAAGUUCCUUAAUGCUAGUGAGGUUAUUCUCCAAUAUGGAUAAAUUGGUUUCCUGCGAGCAACCUGCUGACUCUAGACUAUGGAUUGCAUUGUUGGCUUUUCACAUUGCACUAGUGCGUAGCCCUCAGGAGGCUAUUGUACUGCGCGCUUUCGCCUCCUUGCUCUACCAUAGAAACUGGAGCAGAGCUGUGAAGUUUGCUAGAGAACAUGAAGACUCAGUACCCGGAUACUCCCCUGAGGUAUCUAAAUCUUCGAGAAAGAUAUCCGAUGAAGAUCUUGCAGAAGCAGUUUCAGAAUUUACGUCUCUAUUAAGAGAUACUCGAUAUGUUCUGACUGACAUGGAGGCUCUCCACGAAGCCCUAUACCUCUACCCUGAUUUCAAAUUCUCUGGUCUGGUGUUUGUACCGAAGAAAAAGGGGAAAGAUGUAGCAGAUUGGUAUGGGAGACUAGGUGAUGUGGAAACAUAUGAAAGCAAAAAAGAGGGAUUCUCUAUUGACUAUAUCUCACUUGCGAAGGGAGUUCCAUGCGAGAUAGGAUUUGUUCUUGGCAAAAUCAUUCUGGACACAAUCAUCAAACAGCCAAAUUCAGCCGAGAAGAAACAGAGCGCCGUAGAUCAAGCUGUUCCUGCGGCUUGUGUCGAGAAGAAGGCUGAGUUGGUCAUUUCUGAACCAUCAGAGGAGGAUAACAACGGUCAAGCUCCAGUCCAUGGCUUAAAGGCAUUAUCUAUUUCUAAGGCUCGCCGAAAGAUUCUGAAGAGGAUGAGAGAAAACAGUGAGGACAAGAAAGAUCAAGAGACUGAGGUGUGUGAAGAAGACUCAACCUUCUCUGGUCAAGCAAAGAGUCAAGAUCAGUCUGUAGUCCAAAAACCUAAGCGAAAGCGCAAAGAGGCACUUGCCCCAGAGGCUCCAAAGCAAAAGACUUCAAAGAGGUCAAAAUCAGCCGAGCAAGAGACUGUGGAAAGUCUCACUAGUCCAGCAGAGAAAGAACAUGAGACUGUAGUCCAAAAGGAUAACAAGCGUGGCACCAAACCACCAGUCUCUGAUCUGCCUAAGAAAAAAAUUUCGAAGAACCGUUUGAAGGAGACACAGAAAGUGAAACGCAACGACAUGGAUGUGAAGGAGAUUCAAGAUGCAAAGCCGGGCUUCGUUUCCGACAAAUCUAUGAGCGAUCUUCUAAAAGUUCUUGUGAAACCAAGUCAGCAAGCAUCGAGCAAAGAGGAGAGCAACUCGUUAUCAACAGAGAAGACAAAGAGACCAAGAAAACUCUCAAGUCUUUUCAGGUGAGACUGUUCCCGUACGAUUAUUUAGGGGUUUGAAGCCAAGAUGGAGACCUUCUGGACCAUAUAGAAGGUCUCCUCACAGUUUUUACAUGUACGGUACCAUGUAGUAACUUAAACCAAUUUUGUUUCAUCUUGUUUAGAUUUGGUCACCGAUAGUGAGAAAUUUUUGUCGUGAGUAUUAUGGCAUGCAAACUAGAUAUAUAUUUUUGUAUGUGUUUUAGUUUAGAAUAAUAUUCUUUACUUCAUUGAUUGUUUUUUUGUUGGGAG
Molecule: messenger RNA, 3383 nt
Organism: Thlaspi arvense
Lineage: Eukaryota; Viridiplantae; Streptophyta; Magnoliopsida; Brassicales; Brassicaceae
Source: the annotation of a GenBank genome assembly